ACGCAACUCCUCCGCAGUCCCUUCCUCUCCCUGACAGCUCUUCCUCCCCGGGACUGUCUUCCCUCUACCCCGCCCCCGAAGCCCCAUCCCCUUCUUGACAGCUCCUCAUUCCCCAUCUCCUGGCCUGGCCCCUCCUCUCCCUGGCUGCUCUUCCUUCCUCGGCCCCUCCUCUUCCCUUCCCUCGUUUUAACAAUUUUCCUUCAGGACCCCAGCCCUUCCCCUGCUAGUCAUCCCUUCUUCCCUCAACUCCUCCUUUGCCCUUCCCUCCUUGACCAAACAUCAUUUCCUGCUUACUUUCUUGAUAGCUCUUCCCCCAAACCUCCGUGGCUCUGCUCCCCUUCCCCAUUACCUUGCUUCCUUUCUCCCCCCACCGCUCUGCUCCCCUCCCCCUCCAGCCCUUCCCCACUUCCUCCUCUGGAAGCCCUUACUUACUUUCCAAAAGGACACUUCCUUGACCUCCGAGACAUAGUCCCUUUUUUCCCUAUCUUGGAGGACCCGAAGCCUGUCCCUUCCUCAUUCCUUACUUCUCCCUGGCUGGCAGGCCUUCUCCCUACAUAAGACUCGCACACUAAAUCAACGACAGCUUAUCAGACGACAGAACUUCUUCCCAGUAAAUAACUCUGUACUCUCUCUAUUUUACCCGCACCUAAAUGACAGACUUUACGUCCUCCAGGAAUAGUAGUCCCUUGCACCAAAAUCCCCUUCGUUUUGUGAACUAUUAUUUUAAUUGUAGAACUUUACCUUCUAAGGAACGUGUCACCUUUUAACCAUCUACCUUUAUAGCAUUUGGUUUGUCAAGAUUUCAAAGACCUAGAAGACAGGGUCAGCUGUGCUGGUCAUGCCAGUUCCAACAGAAGGGGCCCCUCCACCCCUGAGUGGUACUCCUGUGCCUGUUCCUGCAUACUUUCGUCAUGCUGAGCCUGGCUUCUCACUUAAGAGGCCUGGGGGCCUGAAUCGAAGCCUCCCCCCAAGGCCCCCUGCCAAGGGGAGUGGUUCUGUCAGUCGUUUCUUUCCCCCUCGUACCCCAGGCUGGAGCCAACCCCGACCCAGAGGAGUUUCAUUCCGGGGUGGGCCCCCAGGAGCAUUGCAGAGCCGUGGCUAUGAUCCAGACCGGCCUGAGUCUUUCUUCCAGCAGAGUUUCCAGAGGCUUGGGAGAUUGGGACGGGGUUCCUUUGGGGAGGUCUUCAAGGUUCGCUCCAAGGAAGAUGGCCGUCUCUAUGCUGUGAAACGUUCAGUCUCCCCAUUCCGGGGUCCUCAGGACCGGGCCCUCAAGUUGGCAGAAGUUGGGGGUCAUGAAAAAGUGGGGCGGCAUCCCCGUUGUGUACGUCUGGAGAGAGCUUGGGAAGAGGGUGGGCUCCUGUAUUUGCAGACAGAGCUGUGUGGGCCCAAUCUACAACAACACUGUGAGGCUCGGGGGUCUGGCCUACCUGAGGCCCAGGUUUGGGGUUAUCUUCGGGACACAUUACUGGCCUUGGCACACCUACACAGCCAUGGACUGGCACACUUGGACGUCAAGCCAGCUAACAUCUUCUUGGGGCCUCGAGGCCGCUGCAAGUUGGGAGACUUUGGACUGUUGGUGGAGCUGGGGACUGCUGGGCCUGGUGAGGCCCAAGAGGGUGAUCCCCGUUAUAUGGCUCCUGAGCUGCUACAAGGUUGCUAUGGGACAGCUGCAGACGUGUUCAGCUUGGGCCUUACCAUUCUGGAAGUCGCCUGCAACAUGGAGCUGCCCCGUGGUGGGGAGGGCUGGCAGCAACUCCGGAGAGGCUAUCUGCCCCCUGAAUUCACUGCUGGCCUGUCCUCCGAGCUGCGCUCUGUCCUUAUCAUGAUGCUAGAACCAGACCCCAAGAAGCGUGCCACAGCUGAAUCCCUGCUGGCCCUGGAGGUCAUAAGGAAGCUGAGGCACUGGGGGCCCCUGGAAGGCAUGGUCAAUGAGGUCCUGAGUCGAGGUCGAGCCUUGUGGCAAAGUUUCCUUUCUCUGCUAUGCUGGCUAUGGCACACCUUGGCUCACCCGGCCAGCUGGCUCCGCCCCUUGGGCCCUCCAGCCACGCCCCCCAGCUCCCCACUCUCCAGCCUCCUUCUAGACAGCAGCAUCUCCAGUGACUGGGAGGAUGACAGCUUGGGCCCCCCACUGUCUCCAGCAAUGAUCCUAGCCCGCUCCCCUGGGGGUACUUCUACCCCUCGAAAUGGUUCCCCUGAUGUCAGAGGUGGACGGAGAAUAAGGGACCCCCUGGACUUAAGUGGCAUCAGCCCGGAGCUGCCCCAGGGUCCUUCCUUUGAGCCCCGAAACCUCCUCAGCCUCUUUGAGGACUCACUUGACCCCAACUGAGCCCCAACCAAACCCUAGUCUGUUUUUAAUCUUUUUAUCCUUAUUCCUUACUCCAGGGCUCUCUUUACUUUUGGGGGCACUUCUGUAUAUAGGUCUAUGCUUUCCAAAGUUUGGGGAGGGGGGCAGUUUUCUCUUCUAGGAUCCCUUCUGUAAAUUUUGGAAAUGGCAUAGUCAAAUAAAAACUAUUUGAAUCUU
Monodelphis domestica (gray short-tailed opossum) is the source of this 2521-nucleotide messenger RNA. RefSeq names its product protein kinase, membrane associated tyrosine/threonine 1 (gene PKMYT1). Gene Ontology annotation, biological process: protein phosphorylation; meiotic cell cycle; negative regulation of G2/MI transition of meiotic cell cycle. Gene Ontology annotation, molecular function: protein kinase activity; ATP binding. Lineage: Eukaryota; Metazoa; Chordata; Mammalia; Didelphimorphia; Didelphidae. The record is from RefSeq and is a predicted model, not a curated record. Gene Ontology annotation, cellular component: nucleus; cytoplasm.